Molecule: messenger RNA, 984 nt
Organism: Penicillium paradoxum
Lineage: Eukaryota; Fungi; Ascomycota; Eurotiomycetes; Eurotiales; Aspergillaceae
Product: ribokinase
Exons: 2
Coding region: 1-984 (327 amino acids)
Molecular function (GO): kinase activity
Source: RefSeq, a predicted model, not a curated record
AUGACUACAACUCAAUCCACCGGAAAGCCGCAAAUUAGCAUUAUCGGCUCCCUCAAUAUCGAUUUCGUCACUGCCACCCCCCCGCUGUCCCGGCGCCGGCGAAACUCUCACUGCAACUUCCCUCACUGUCUCCGCUGGCGGAAAAGGCGCAUGAUCGGCGCCGUCGGCGCCGAGGACCCUUACUAUGGUUCCCUGCUCAAGCCCGCGCUUGAAACCUCCGGUGUCAACACAGCUUCUAUUGAACAAUCGACCGUCGCGCAGACCGGGUCGGCAACUAUCAUUGUCGAAGAAGCUAUUGGCGGCGAAAACCGCAUUCUUGUCGUCCCCGGCGCAAACCACGCCGGUCUGCUCAGCGAUGCCGAAUCCAUUAUCGCAACUCUGAAGGCCCAGUCUUCGUUCCCUGAUAUCAUCGUUCUGCAGGGUGAGAUUCCCCGCAGCACGACACUCGCUCUACUGGAAUAUUUCAACCGCUCGACUGAGUCCACGAAAGUGGUUUUCAAUCCUGCGCCGGUUUUCCCAGAGGGAAUUCCUCUCCCGGCGCUUAACGGCACAUCGGUGUUGAUUAUGAAUGAGACUGAGGUUGUGCAGAUGGCUAGAUCGAUUGAUGGCCUUCCUGUUGGUGAUGCUGUGGAGCAGGAUGAUUUGCGACCUGAGGAAUUGGCGCCGCGAUUCCAUGAGCGUGCUGGUGUGGAGAUUGUUCUUAUCACGCUUGGCGCGAAGGGUGUCUACUUCUCUACCAAGACCGGUCGCACGGGAACUGUUGCUGGUGUGAAGGUUGCUAAGGUCCUUGAUACCACUGCUGCGGGCGAUACCUUUGUUGGAUAUUUCGCUACGGCUGUGGCGCGUUUCUUCGCUACUGGAAAGACUCUGGAGGCUUUUGAUGAGGAGAUCGAGGGUGCAGUUUCCAAGGCCAAUUCGGCGGCUGCGAUGUGUGUGCAGCGUCGUGGGGCUAUGCAGAGCAUUCCCUUUGCAUAUGACUUGUAA